Penicillium crustosum is the source of this 303-nucleotide messenger RNA. RefSeq lists its product as uncharacterized. NCBI's taxonomy places the organism in Eukaryota, Fungi, Ascomycota, Eurotiomycetes, Eurotiales, Aspergillaceae. The transcript has a single exon. Bases 1 to 303 code for a protein of 100 amino acids. The record is from RefSeq and is a predicted model, not a curated record.
AUGAAGGGUCAUGGUCCCAAAGUUUCCCUUGCCCAACCUGUGGAGGUGCAGAAAAUGCAUUUUCCACAUGCAGCGAAUGCGAUGGAGAUGGGAUGGCAUACUAUGAUAUGCUUUGUGUUUGUGGAGCAGGAAUUACAGAAAGACAGAGACGCGGCGUAUCGUGAUGAAUCUGGGGACCCAGCCUCUUCUGAGAGGGCUCCGGAGGCAUCGCAAACGCUGGAAAGAUUCGGUGCAGCCAGAAGGUGCACAACCGAGUACUGGUCUCAAUCACAAAAGGGUACUGUUGCUCGUAGCCAGAUGUGA